AUGCCCCUCCCCGUCAAGGAGACGGUAACGCGCCUCGUCGCCAUCUCCAAGCUGUUACUACUAUCCUACAUAAUCGACUGGGUAUUCAUCAUCGGCCUCGCCCUAAUCGGCUACGGAUUCUACAAACAACCCCCAAACCACCACCCCUUCAGCCUAACCGAUCAAACAAUCAGCUACCCCUACACCAAAGAAACCGUAACAACAAAGACCCUAGUCCUAGUCUGUCUCUUCGCACCAGCAAUCCUAAUCCUCCUAAUCUCAUGGCUUGUCAUACCACCAAAAGCAACCUCCGACUCCAGCUCCAGCUCCAGCUCCACCUCCCCCACCCGCAAACCCCCCGCAGCGCAAUACAUCCGCCGCAAAUUCUGGGAAUGGAACGUCGGCUGGAUGGGGCUUGCGUUGGCACUCGCAAGCGCUUGGACAGCUACACAGGGAUUGAAGGUUCUUAUCGGAAAACCGAGACCUGAUAUGCUGGCGCGCUGCAAUCCGGAUGUAGACCGCGUUGCGGAGUUCACGGUUGGUGGGCUUGGGGAUUCGGUGAGGGGUGCUGUGACACUUGUUUCGUGGGAAAUUUGUCGCGAUAAGAGUAAUUCGUUGCGGAUUGAUGGGUUUGCUAGUUUUCCCAGUGGGCAUUCUUCUUUCGCCUUUGCCGGACUAGUCUAUCUAACCCUCUGGCUAUGCUCAAAAUUCUCCGUCGCAUUCCCCUAUCUCCCGCGCUACCCGAUCGAAGACCAAAGCCACCGUGAUGACAGUACAUCCGUGCGGAAACGCGGCGCCGCGCCACCCGUCUACUUAAUGCUACUUGCGUUCUUUCCAACUGCCACAGCGUGCUUUAUUGCCGCGUCGCGUUGGUUCAAUUACAGACAUCACGGCUUUGAUAUUCUCUUCGGCGCGGCCAUCGGCAUUUUCUUCGCUUAUAUCGCUUUUAAAAUGUACCAUCUCCCGAUUCGCCGCGGCGCGGGCUGGGCUUGGGGUGCACGCAGUCGGGGACGCGCUUUUGCGCGUGGGGUUGGAGUUCCUAGUUCGCUCGGGACUGAUGGGUGGGCUGGUGAGAGGGGAUUGGAUGUUGAUGUUGAGGGCGCGGCUGCGGUCAGGGAGAUGGUGUUGAGGGGUCAGGGUCAGGCACACGCGCAGAGACAUUUCAAGCCGGAGAGUGGUGAGGGUAUGUCUGUUAGGCUUGAGGGGUGA
Molecule: messenger RNA, 1188 nt
Organism: Penicillium concentricum
Lineage: Eukaryota; Fungi; Ascomycota; Eurotiomycetes; Eurotiales; Aspergillaceae
Product: phosphatase PAP2 family protein
Exons: 3
Coding region: 1-1188 (395 amino acids)
Biological process (GO): phospholipid metabolic process
Molecular function (GO): phosphatidate phosphatase activity
Source: RefSeq, a predicted model, not a curated record